GGACGAUGGGUAAGUGGACGAUGGUUAAGUGGUAAGUGGUAAAGUAAGUGGUAAGUUAUGAAGGUGGUUACGACAUGAUCUUCCCCAGCCCCCCCGCCUGGGUACUGUGGAUGUGGCGACCGGGGUUUAGACUUUGGCUAGGUAGCUCCCUCGUAUGUAGAGUACUCCAGGCUCUUCCUCGCACUCACACUCUAUGUAGGCUCUAUGUAGGCUCUACAUAUGGAGGUCGCACUCGCACUCGCACUCUAUGUACCGUACAUACUCCUCUCCUACAUACUCCUCUCAAGGCUCCACGCCUUGCUGUACGGUAGCCUGUUUAUACUUUACUUUACUCUGUUCUAUACUUCACACUGUACGCUGUAGGUACGUACAGCAGUAAUCUACAGUACAGACUGCAGUACUCUGGCGUCAGAGUGUGGGGUUUAUUCCACGUUUCAGUAAGGGACAUGUGCAUUGUGGAUGUGCAUUGGUGUUGAGCAGGUAUGGGGUACGGUAUGGGGAUGUGGAAACAUAGAUGUGGAAUAGAUGUGGAAUAGAUGUGCAUUACGGAUGGAUCAUGGGGAUGGUAGCUGGGUGAGUAGAUCUACCCAAGUAUCGUGGGAACGUGGCCGCACCACGUUGCUCUGGCCCUUGAAUCUUUUAGUUUUUACCUGGGGAGGGCGGGGGAGCUGCGUGAUCGCCAUGUGUCUCGACGUCUCGGCUCGUCUCGGC
Molecule: messenger RNA, 711 nt
Organism: Tricharina praecox
Lineage: Eukaryota; Fungi; Ascomycota; Pezizomycetes; Pezizales; Pyronemataceae
Exons: 1
Coding region: 75-311 (78 amino acids)
Source: RefSeq, a predicted model, not a curated record